Messenger RNA from Schistosoma haematobium, 7108 nucleotides. RefSeq lists its product as uncharacterized. The transcript is spliced from 16 exons. Lineage: Eukaryota; Metazoa; Platyhelminthes; Trematoda; Strigeidida; Schistosomatidae. The record is from RefSeq and is a predicted model, not a curated record. Bases 3089 to 3487 code for a protein of 132 amino acids.
UGUCUUCUUCGUAAUAUUGUGUCAACUUUUGAGUCUUUCUUAAGUUGAUCACCAAAAUCACUCAUGUUAAUCUGAGUAAUCUAAUUCAUAAUGAAGUUGUAUCCGCUAAUAAAACAUGACAAAUAUGAGUAGAUCAAGAUUGAAUGGAACAUGUGAUCUUGACUUAAUGUAUAUCAUGUGGUCUUAUUACUGAGAAGAUUAUAAAUACGAAUGAAUCCUUCAACAGAAUAUCCGGAGUUCGCCUAACUACACAUAGAUUUAUUACCAAUGUUCUUCGUUACAUUGAUUCUGAUCAUAUCUGUUCAAUCAUUUGACUGUGAAUUGACACCACGUAAGUUAUUUGAUUUUAGAUUAGUCGUUUUACUUUAUUUAUGUAAAUAAGGACAGUUAAAUACGAGGAAUCAUAAUGAGAAUAUGUAUCGGUAAUCAUAACGACUGGAUAUUUUAGGGAUAUUAUCCUGGUAAUUAACAAGUGUGUAUACUUUCCAUUUAUACACUGUGUACUUAUGAAUAGUUAUAAUAUAAUUUUGAAUAAAAAAGUCGUAAUUCACCGCAAACAAUAUUUUUUAAAGCGAAGAUGGAUAGUGCCUGGCGGUGGAAUACAAGACACGCGUUUCGUCCCACUUCGGACUCGUCAGUUGGAUAUACCUGCAUCCGAGUUGAUGUUCACUCCGGGACUCGAACCCAGUACCGUUGGUUUCAAACGUCAUCAAGUUAUCUACUUAGCUACUGACUUCUGGCAGCCACUUACUCGUGCAAUGGGGUGGAGUUUAAAUUCACUUGAUAUUAUUUACUUGAAUCUUCCUAUUGAUGUUUAGGACUGUAAUUGACCAGUCUCUUAUUGUCAUAUGUGCAUACUUUGCGUAUUGCCUCGAUAUUGCCUUAAUUCAUCAGCAUUCUAAGUAAAAGUUUAUAGUGGUCAGCAAUGGAAUCCAGGAUUUAGUGAUCAUCACAUAGUUACACCAAUAAAGUUGAAUUGAAAUUUUACACUGAUUUUACACCUCAAUAAACAGUUUCCCAUAAAUUCGCUAUUAUGCCUACAAUUCUCAUCAACAUUUCAAGACUUCUAUACACUUUGCUUACCGAUUUUCUGAUCAAUGUCAACAUAACAGAAAAAAUAAUCUGUCAUCGAAAUGAAAUUGGUGAUAACGAUUAUCUCGAUAGUAACAAAUAAUCACUACAAAACAACUUACCAAGGGCGUAAAAUGUAGUUAUAUUCACCUAGAAAUUGGUUUUUUGUAUUGUUCUUUUUGGAUGCUACUUAGGGAAUACUGAUCCAUUCAUUCUAUGAAAUCAUUUGAUCCAUGGGAAAAGUUUCUGCAAUGGGUUGGUUUCUUUCUCAGAAUGAUUUAUUAUUGAGUGACAGUUGUCAUAAUGAAAUGACGAUAUUAUCAUGAAACGCUAUAAAUGUGAUUCAUUUUCAUUGUGAAUGAUACAUUCAUGAUACAUUUGAUUAACUGUUACAGUAUGUUCUGACAAUAGUAAUCGUUAUCCCUCAUGUUAUCAAGUCAUGAUAAUUGAGUAUGGUAACUAUUACUCUUUCAUAAAAGCAUAUAUUCAAUAACAUGUCUCACUGUACUAUAACGCUGUAACUUGUUUCGAUUACAUAUAUAGCUACUGACAAAUAACAAGUGAUAGGUUAACAUAGUAUAAAGAUGUCAACGUUUAAGGGAAACUGUAAGACACAAUGGCCAGUCGCAUUUCAUACUAGUUUGGGCAAGUGACAUACUUUUCCUGUUUAAUCUAUUCUUCAUAACAAUGUUGUAGAAAUUCAAAUGCUUGCAAGGAUACACUACAGAAGAGAUGAAGAAUAUUCAUUUCGAAUAAUGGAAUUAGAGAUCCAAUUUCCCACCGAAAUGUGAAGAAUUAUGAACUCUGAGUUGAAAUAUUAUUAGUCUUUUAAGUCAUCAGCUUAACUUAUGAAUAUAAUCCUUAACUAAUGAUUGAUACGUUUCACUGCUGAAAUAUCAUUCAUGUUUUUGGAAUUUAGGUAAUAUUAGUAAGUUACUAAAACUUUUCGUCUUACAAUUUCUAUCUAACAAAUUGAACUAAAACUAUAAACCGUACAAUCAUAUUACCUACUUAGAAUGAUUUAAGAUCUGUGGACAGUAAUUUCCACUCAUACUGGUUAACAAUAAUGUUUUAUUGAAUGUAUCAUCGGACGUUUCAUAAAUUUACAUAAUCGAAGGGUGUUUAGUUAUGAAAAUAAAACCUGAAAUUGGCAUAGCAACUACAGAAUAUGUUUCAGUCUUAUUGUUGUAUACAUAUAUCUUCAGGUAAAUUAAUACUAACAAUCUAAGUAAAUGUUCCUCAUGUAUUUUGUCGAACUAAUCGAUCACAUAUGAAUACAAUCAACUUUCUUGUAUUGAAUUGUGGUUGCACCUUUUGUUGUUUAAUCGGAUGACAUUAAGAAAAUGUUUUGCUGCAAACGUUCAUUCUGUGAGACUAUAAUUUACGGACGACGUUGGGACGAAGCUAGACUAACUUUGAAAGUGUUCACCUGGUAACUAGGACCAAAUGAGGAUUAUUAGCCAGUGUGAGGAAUUCAAAUUAUGAUUUACAGUUGAUGGUUAAGGUUAGGAAUUAUAUUUAGGGUUUUCAUCACCAAAUGACAUCAGCUAUAAUGUCGAAACUCUAUUUAUCCAAAUGGAUUAGUGAAUUUCGCUCAAAAAUCCGAAACGUGUUAUCUUAUAUCUGAUUGGUUCGUCCAUAAAUUAUAGUCUGUAAAGAUGACAUUACAGUUUAUUUUCUUCGACAUUUGUAUUGAUGCAUGCAUGAUCUAAUCAGAAAUGUUCAGCAACAUCACGAAACACUUCAGAUUAUGUGAUUUCUAGAUUAUUGAUUUGUAUAAAUGAAUGCACGAUCUUUGAUUGAUGUAAUCCUUAGGUAUCUGAGUUGAAUAGUGUGAGAUGUAGUAAAGAUAAAAUCAACUACAAAUCACACUAAGUUACCAUAGUAAAUCAGUAUAGAAAUUGAAGUGGUAAUACAAUAAUGAACGAAACAAUCAUUUAAAUCUGAAUGACAAUUUAAACAAUGAAGAGAUUGUAAAAUAUUCAAAAAAUAAUAAAACCAACUGAAUGGACUUUAAAUGAAAUACUAUUCUCUUAACUUCUUAAUAAUAGCUCGAGAAUGUGAAAAACAUUGUAGGGGAAACAAUGAAUAUGCUACUCGAUACUGUGGUGGUCUGUGUUCUGGCACCACAGGAGCUCAAACAUUUUACUGUUAUCUCGCAUGCAGUCAUAACGCCUCUACGCAAGGAGAUUUCGACGAAUGUACAAAAAAGUGUGAAAAUGGUAGUGGUCUUGGUGAGGAACCGUGUAUGAGUGAUUGUGGGGCUGUCACCAACCACGAUGAAGUUUGUGGUAUCGUUUGCGGUGGAAAUAAUGGAGGCCUAUUUCCACUUUGUUUAUAUAAUUGCGAUCAACAAAAUCCAAAUGGAUAUGAAGGGGGUAAGCUGCCUUCUGUUUAUUACCAAAGUUUUCAUUAAUGGAUUUACUUUUGGCCUUAUAAGUGUCUAUCAGAAGAGUUUCUCUUAUUCCCAUUUAUAUUAAACAGUAAAUUCGUGGCCUCCUUCCUAACAUAAGAAUGUUUAAACAAAAUCGAAAGUGAUUUAUGUAAAUUAAUUGAAAUCGUGUUAAAAACUGAAUCUUAAAAUCACUACAAAUCUCAACUCCAAUCACAGCAGCACAUAUAAAUACUGAAAGACCGUUUCGUUUGUUCGCGCGAAGAUCGACGGUCGAGGGUUUGAGUCUCGUGUGCAGGAUCGUGGGUGGAUGCGCACUACUGGAGAGUUCCAUAUUAGGACGAAACGGUCAUCUAGUACUUCCAGUUUUUUUAAUUAUGGACUAGCUUAAAUAGACUCAUGAAUUCAACUAUUAAAAUUUCAUUGUUAAUUGUUUCAUGUCGACAUUACUAGAUGUCAGUGAUACAGAUUAUGCAAAUAAUUACAUAGGAUGUGCUUAAUUGGUUGUCUAUCAGUUAAGAACAUAUAUGCGAACACUAUUAAUAAAAUGUGAGAACAGGUAGAUGUCACUAUACACAGUCAGCAAUGAGUAGUAGAAAAUUGUUAAUAAGUUACUCGGUAUCUGCUUGGAAAAAGUCUAAGAAUAGCCAAUUACGAUUCUUCACAACAUUCAGUGGCUAGUGACAAUAAUAUGGACUGAAUUCAUAUAGACUCUCAAGUAGUGGUUAACGAUUUAGGUCAUGUGAACAACUACAAACUAAAUAUUCGCCAAAUAAACAUGGAGACUGUGAAGAUAUCGUUUGUACGUAGUCCUGUGAGUUUACAUGAAACUACCUCAAUGUUACGUCAUAUGUGAUCACAAAACUUUGUCUUUACUUCAACAUACAAUCGACAACUUUCGAUGCCAUUAUAUGUAAAUUCACUAGAAAUUUUUGUUCGCAUGAAAUUAGGAUCAUCCAUGUUGCCUAUUAUAUUAGUCUUCUCGUAUUUUUCUUGAUGUUGCAUAAUUUAGAAAUGAUUGCCUCUGUUUACUGGAUCAUUGUACUUCAAUGACAGUUAGCUUGAAAUACUGCAUUUUUGACUGUUAUUACUUUAUUCGCCGAGUCAACUAUUUACAAGGGAUAAAGAUCAAGUUUAGCACUUUCGAAGAACAGUUAUUUCGAUUGGGAAAUUUUAUUGCUUACUUUCUAAGUAAAUCAAUAACUAAUUGCUCGUCAUCGGAAUAAAUUGAAGUAAUUGAUCCUGCUCUUUUGAUGCGGGUUGACUGCAUGUAAUAGGUUAAACUGUUGAGGCGUUCUACAUUGGUGUGUUUUAUACGUGUUUUAACUUCUUCCAGUAUAGCUUGUUUAUCGCGUUGCUAUGUUUCUAUUCAUUUGAUAAGAGUGUGAUUAUUGAGUCUACUUCCAUAUAGAAGAUAAAUCCAGGGUAAUAAAGAUUCUAAACGUUACUCUCAAAGUUGAAUGAAGAUUGAUCGGAUGGAAUAGAACUUUCACGCUUAUUUCGGUGAAUAGUUGGUCGUCUAGAUGUAAAUAUAUCCUUCAAUAUUCGACCUACCUUCUACAUAAGAUUUAAGAUGAUUUGUUGAGAAAUACACUUAUUUCUGUGUAGCUUAAUAGUAUACAAGCCUAGUAAUGCUUAGUGCUACUGAAAAAGCACAAAAUAUGAGAUCUUAAUUCUAGCAUGCUUUUUGAUACUCGUUAUAUCAUAAUUUCUCAUCCCGUAAGCAUAGUGAUAAUUAUAUAUUGAUCGUUAUUUCUUUAAACAUGAUUUGAAAGGCUUUGACAACUGUAAGUGUAACGUUUCCUAAUACACUAUAUUUAUCAAUACCAUAUUAUUAUGUAACAUUGUUUAUUUCAUUCAAAUAUGACAAACCGAAAACUUUUAGUUCAUGAAUACCUGAAAAGUGAAAGAAAAUUAGUGCUUCUUAUUACAGAUUAUUCAAAAUUCAAUGUUUUGUAACACUAGAUUUUUAUAGAAAAUAAGCCAAGUUGUUCAGAUGUUUUUCGAAGAUAUGGCUCAACAAUUAAAUGACAGAAGAAAGGGGUUUUUGUAGAUAUUAUAGUAAUUUAAUAGUUGAGAUCAUGAGCCAAUUAAAACUAGACCACCUUGGAAAACCUGAAAGCACUGGACGGCCGUUUCGUUCUAUUGUGGGACUUCUCAGCAAUGCUCAUCCACUAGCGGGAUCCAAACCCAGGAUAUGUAUUCCAAACUGAUGUAAAGCGGUCAAGGGAACUCGCGAGGUGAGAUCAUGGAUGUGCACUGCUGAGGAGUCCCACGAUAGGACGAAACAGCCGUCCACUGCUUCCAGGUCUUCCAUGGUGGUCUAGCUUCAACCGACUCAUGAUCUUAACCAUUGAAAUUACUGCAAUCUCCACAAAAACCCAUCUGAUAUUAAUCAACAUAUGCUCACUAGUGACUGGCUUCACGAGGUAUAUCCUGGAGUUCUAGUGAGAAGUAGUGACCAGUGGAGUUCAACCAGGUCUGUUGUGAGAUAGUAACUCCCUGAAGACAAUGGUGAAUGUGUCGCUCAAUUUCUUGGAUUAGUUGAAGUUAGACAUUAACACCGUUGGAUGCCUGCUCAGUGGUCUAGUGGUUAAGUGCUCGGGCGCGAAACCAGUAGGUCCUGGGUUCGAAUCUCGCAGAGGGCGAGGUCGUGGAUGCGCACUGCUGAGGAGUCCCACAAUAGGACGAAACGGCCGUCCAAUGCUUCCAGGUUUCCCAUGGUUGUCUAGCCUCAAUUGAUUCAUGAUCUCAACUAUUAAAUUAAAUGAGAGUUUUGCAAAAUGAUUAGCACAUUCAGUGCAUAAGUUGUUCUGUGUAGACAACUUCACAGUAACUUACAUUCUGAAACUGUUCAUUCCAACGUGAAUAACGUAGACCCGUACAACAAAACUUUUGAACGUACAAAAUGAUCCAAUUUAAUUAGAGAUAUUUUUAGCCAUGUUAAUAAAUUAUCCCUCAUAUUUAUGUAUAAUAUUCCUUCAUUGAUAUUUGAUAUCUCUUGAUCUAUUACCUCUUAAAUAUGGGAUUUCUAGAGAUGAAAUAUUUUGGAGAGAUUAUUCUGAGAUGUUGAUAAUGGUUAGCUGUUUGUUUAGUCAAACUUGUAGAUAGUCUAACAGGUGUUAGAUGAGUUAUGUAUACUCCUAUCCUUAUUAUUACUGAGAUUGUUGUCGGCUUUUUAGUGUGGAAAUAUAUUUACAUUCUAGUCAGGCUAUUCACUUGUUCUUGAUGUGAGUCGUGUUGAAGUCCUGUAGAAUAAACACUGGAAGAGAAUCUGAAGUAGAUAUUCGUCUCAAGCAAAUUAACGUCCCAUUCAUAAAAAUAAAGAAUAUUCGAUCGCUAUAAAAUUUUCUCUUAUAAAUCUUCGGUUGUUGGUACUUCGUUAUAAGAGUUCAUUUAUAGAUGUAACUAGGAAAAUGUUUUCUUUUCCAGGUAAAACAAAGUGUUACGGAAUGAACGAACGGUGAAUUCCUGUAACAGAUUGCUCUUUGCUCUAUCAAGUUUCUUCAGUCGUACGCUAAAUACGAUGUUAGAAUUCAACAUUUCAUUACGUUAUUGUUUUAUUAUUUUGCUUAUUUAUUAACUGUAAUUAAAGAAUAAUAACUAACCGAAAUCAAAUAAAUUCAAAAUAUAAUUUGCAAAUCG